CGUCGAGCUCGCUCCAGCAUGCUCUUCUCGCACGGCAUGAUCACCGCCCAUAUUCCUCCGCGCGCAAGCAACCUUCCAUUUUGACUGUGAGGCGCGACGACGUGUUCCACGACUCGGACUCUGCUGUACCCUCUCGCACCCCCGCGCCGCCGCCGCCAUGUCCGAGUACCCUGUGUACAACGCCUUCGGCCAGGGCUCGCCAAACCCAAACGGCCCCCCCAAAAGAAAAGAUGAUCCCACUAGGUGGCGACCGCCUGUUGCAGCCAGCCCCGGAGGCUACCAGCAGACUGGCACUCCCGUCCUCGGCCAGGGUCCGAACCAACACCUAGGCACGCCGGCGCAGCAACCCGCGUCUCUCCAGCCCGAGAGCUAUUUCCCGCAGCAGCCACCGCUCCUGCGACAGCAAUCAUCGUACCAGGAUGUGAACAAUCUGGCCUCGCAGAUGGGCGCGGUGGGGCUGAGAGGGGACAACGCUUCGGCGCAACCCAGGCCCAAGAAGAAGGACAGGCACGCAUACCACCAGAUCGAAGGGCCUGGGGGAAGCCCGAUGGCCUUCAAUGGCACGCCGCAGCUCGGGACACCCACACAGUACUUCGGUCAGGGCUCGCCCCAAGUAGGAGGACCACAAUGGGUCGAGCCCGAGAUCACCCCCGCCAUGAGCCAGUUCCCUGCAGCGACACCGAUAUUCAAUCCUGGAAGCCAGGCCUCGCCUAUGCAGCAUGCUGCGCGGUCCCCAGGCACACCGCUCGUUGGAGCUGCGGCUUCGUCAGCUCAGGGACGUGUAGAUCCCGAGCAGAUACCCAGCGUCGCAAGGUCUCGAGAUGCCCCUGCUAAAUACUAUCUGGAGCACAUAUACCCGACCAUGGAGCAUCACCUGCCGCCUCCCGCGACUGUCCCAUAUGUCGCCUUCGACCAGGGCAAUUCUUCGCCCAAGUAUGCCAGGUUAACGCUGAACAGCAUCCCGGUAUCAGCUGAGGCUUUGGCUGCAACGGCCCUGCCACUUGGCCUCGUCCUGCAGCCACUGGCUGCUCUGCAGGAAGGAGAGCAACCCGUUCCAGUGCUAGACUUCGGCGAGACAGGCCCUCCAAGGUGCAGGAGAUGUCGAGCGUACAUAAAUCCCUUCAUGCAGUUCAAGGCGGGCGGAAACAAGUUUGUCUGCAACAUGUGCAACUUCCCGAAUGACGUCCCCGGGGAAUACUUCUCCCCCACAGAUCAAACCGGUGUAAGAGUGGACAGACUUCAACGCCCCGAGCUGAUGUUGGGUACCGUUGACUUCAUGGUGCCCAAGGAAUAUUGGUCUAAAGAACCUGUUGGCUUGCGAUGGCUUUUCUUGAUCGACGUUACUGCUGAGGCGGUAAAUCGGGGUUUCCUCGCCGCAUUUUGUGAAGGCAUCGUGAGCGCACUCUACGGCGGGUCUAACGACAGUAGCGAAGAAACAGACUCUACAACACGUAUUCCGAAAGGCGCGAAAGUCGGUAUCAUGACUUUCGACAAGAGCAUACAUUUUUACAAUCUCAGCUCGAAACUAAGUGCGGCGCAGAUGCUGGUAAUGCCGGACAUCGAGGAUCCCUUCCUACCUUUCAGCGAAGGCGUCUUCGUCGAUCCUGUAGAGUCCAAGGCUGUCAUAACUUCGCUUCUCACGCAACUUCCAGGCAUGUUCUCAGAACACAAGAAUCCCGAACCAGCACUACUGCCCACGUUGGACUCAGCAGUGGCGGCACUGUCGGCUACAGGAGGAAAGAUUGUAUGCUCUCUAUCAGCACUGCCAACUUGGGGUCCAGGACGCCUGAUCCUUCGCGACGAUGGCAACAUGCAUAGUACCGAUGCUGAAAAGAAGCUGCUUACUACAGAGCAUCCUGGGUUCCGGAAAACCGCCGAAAAAAUGGUUCAAGGUGGAAUCGGAGUGGACUUCUUCAUGGCAGCACCCAGCGGUGGCUAUCUCGAUGUUGCGACAAUUGGGCACAUUUCAGCAACAACAGGUGGAGAAGUUUUCUACUAUCCUAAUUUCCACUCACCCCGAGAUACGCUCAAGCUGUCAAAGGAGAUUACACACACGGUUAUGAGAGAGACUGGCUAUCAAGCGCUGAUGAAGGUCCGAUGCUCGAAUGGUCUCCAAGUCUCCGCUUACCACGGCAACUUCUACCACCAUACCUUUGGUGCUGACCUCGAAUUUGGUGUCAUUGAUGCCGACAAAGCAAUUGGCGUCAUGUUCAGCUACGACGGCAAGCUCGACCCGAAGCUCGAUGCUCACUUCCAAAGUGCGCUUCUUUAUACUACUGCUAGCGGCGAGCGUCGAGUGCGAUGUAGUAACAUUGUUGCGAGCAUUGGCCAAAACGCGGGUGAAUGUAUGAAGUUUGUAGAUCAGGACGCCGUCGUUAACAUCAUUGCCAAAGAAGCCGCCGCUCGUAUGACCGAAAAGAACCUGAAAGAGAUCCGAGGAGCUCUUACCGAAAAGACUGUGGAUAUCCUUGCGGGCUAUAGGAAAAAUUUCACCGGAAACAAUCCCCCAGGACAGCUUGUCUUGCCAGAGAACCUGAAGGAAUUCAGCAUGUACAUUCUCGGGUUGAUCAAGUCCAGAGCGUUCAAGGCAGGCAAAGAACCAACUGAUAGGAGAGUGCAUGACAUGAGAAUGAUCAAGUCAAUGGGAGCGUUGGAACUAUCGCUAUAUCUAUACCCGCGGAUCAUCUCCAUACACAAUCUUGACGAGAGGGAUGGGUUCGCCAAUGAGAACGGUCAUUUGAGGAUGCCAGAAAGUGUGCGAGCAUCGUUCGCCAAGAUUGAAGAGGGUGGUGCCUAUCUCAUCGACAACGGUCAAGUAUGCCUCUUAUGGCUGCAUUCGCAAGUUUCGCCAAAUCUGCUGGAGGAUCUCUUUGGCCCCGAACAGAACAGUCUAAAAACACUCGACCCCUUCCAAUCAACACUUCCAGUCCUCGAAACGCACUUGAAUGCACAAGUGCGGAACAUGCUCCAUUACCUGGAAGGCACCAGAGGAUCCAAGGCUUUAACAAUACAACUUGCUCGACAAGGCCUGGACGGUGCAGAGUAUGAGUUCGCCAGGUUACUUUACGAGGAUCGUAACAAUGAGGCACAGAGUUAUGUUGAUUGGCUUGUUUAUGUCCAUAGGCACAUACAAUUGGAGCUUGCAGGACAACGGAAGAAGGACGAUUCAGACAGCGUGGGCUCAAGUUUUGUUGGGUUACGCACGCCGUAUUGGUGAAAAUAAUGUGUCAUGCCACCGUUCACGGCGGACAUUGCAUAGCGGGUCGAUGAAUGUAGCGAGCUAUUACUUCAGAACUAUGUGUAUACAAUCAAAAUGAACAACGUUCACUCG
This is a messenger RNA of Dothidotthia symphoricarpi CBS 119687, 3331 nucleotides long. RefSeq names its product Sec23/Sec24 family protein-like protein. The record is from RefSeq and is a predicted model, not a curated record. Gene Ontology annotation, molecular function: zinc ion binding; SNARE binding. The transcript has 3 exons. Gene Ontology annotation, cellular component: COPII vesicle coat; endoplasmic reticulum exit site. The coding region runs from base 158 to 3217 and encodes 1019 amino acids. Lineage: Eukaryota; Fungi; Ascomycota; Dothideomycetes; Pleosporales; Dothidotthiaceae. Gene Ontology annotation, biological process: endoplasmic reticulum to Golgi vesicle-mediated transport; COPII-coated vesicle cargo loading; intracellular protein transport.